Molecule: messenger RNA, 1134 nt
Organism: Thyridium curvatum
Lineage: Eukaryota; Fungi; Ascomycota; Sordariomycetes; Thyridiales; Thyridiaceae
Exons: 1
Coding region: 1-1134 (377 amino acids)
Source: RefSeq, a predicted model, not a curated record
AUGACAAGAUAUCUACGGUAUGGUGUCACUUGCCAUGAACCCUUCCUCGCACCCAUCAUCCUGUCCAUUCACCCUCCACUCCUCUCCUCUUUAUCGCUCUCUCCUCCCCACAGGCUUGGUAUCGGUACCAUGGAUGAUGAUACCGAUGCAUCCAACUCGCCGAACUCAUCUCCGCCCGACUUCAGCUUUCGUCCCUCGAGCGGUACUCAAGACAGUGUAGCACAGAAUCCGCCGAACCUCUUCUUGUCUGGUAGCCAAUGGACAGAGAAACACCUGGAGGCCUUCAAUCUGGUGACCUCUUACAGCUCCACUACUAGAUUCGUGAAAUCUGUCAAUGACCAUCAUGAACCUGCCACGCUUGGGUGCUGCUGUGACCUGGGUUCCGGGGCCGGUGGCAGGGCUGCCGCCGCCGCCACAAGAUUCGACCAAGCAGCCAGGAAAGCCCUCCUCGAUGGCUUUCCCGCUCUGUGCGAGGCUACCUCGAUCCAUCGCAUCAGCCGUCUUGAGAGUGGUAUUGGCCCUUUAUUAGCUGCUAUCCUGGGCGUCCGGCGUAUCUAUCGCAAAGAAGGCGGCAACAAUCAUCAUGACGACCACAAUCCACCCAGCUCUGUUGCAGCGCCACAAACCCCUCUGCCACAAGCUCCUGCAACUCCUUGUCCUCCGCCACAAACUCCUGCAACUCCCUGUCUUCCGCCACAAGCUUCUGCAACUCCUUGUCCUCCCCCUCCUCGGCGGUCCUCUCGCGUGUCCAAGCCCGCCCCCCGCGGCGCUGACAUGGUCGAUCCACUCGCCAUCUUGUCCUCCUCGCCUGCAGGACCGGGACAAGGAAGCCAGCAGCUUCCCCCAUCCUCCCCAGACUGCAUGCCCAGCCCCGCCUCUGACGACUCAGACGACUUGGCCUUGCGCUGCCAUAACAUACCCGAGAUCCGGUCCGAGACGCUCCUUCACGAGCUCGUUCGCUAUGUCCUCCACCAGGUCCGCCGUCCCAGUCUUGAUGGUGGUGAUGUGGACAGUGACGACAAGGGGACCGAGAUCCAGGUUGGUCACAAAGAGUACGAUUUGAACCCGGAGCACACUUCCCGCAAGUUCCCCGCGGGCCCCCUCAAAGAUCCGACAGAAUUCCUGACUGCCUAG